AUGAACGAAAUUGCUGUUUUCCAACGCAUUGAAGGCACGAACCACAAAGAUUGGCAACACAUGCAUAACACGAUUGAAUCCAGAGAGACCCACAACAGCUAUGGAUUGUUCAUGACUGCUGGUACAUACAAAGGCUUGUUACAAAGAGAUAACAACAAGAGAAGACCAUUUAUUUUAACAAGAUCUUUCUUUGCCGGAUCACAGAAAUAUACAUGGCAUUGGUCAGGCGUCAACGAUGCUUCCUGGGAACAUUUGAGAUUGUCCAUUGAUAUUCUUAUCACAGCAAAUCUCAAUGGCUGUCCAUACACAGGAUCAGACAUUGGUGGAUUUACAGGAAAUACAACUGACCAAUUACAUGGAAGAUGGUUCCAAGCAGCUGCUUUCUUGUAUCCUUUCUAUCGCCAACACGCAGCAAUAAACUGUGAAUACAGAGAACCAUAUCUCUUCAAGGGAACUCAAUUGUUUGAUAUAAUGAAGAAAGUAACAGAACAAAGAUAUAAAUUGAUCCCGCUUUGGUACGCUGCUGCUUAUAAACACACAACAAGCUCUUCACCUUUAGUUGCUCCUCUUUGGUAUUAUUACCCUGAAGUUGAAAAUCUUCAUGAUGUUAGAUUCCAAGCAAUUGUUGGUGAAAGUUUAAUGGCUUGCCCUGUUGUUUAUCAAAAUAUGGAUUCAUUACUUAUUGUUAAACCACCAGGAAAAUGGUAUUCAUUCGAAAACGGUGAAGAAUUGACUGAAACAAAGAAUAUUUACGUCAAUUUUGAUUCAAUUCCUGUUUAUUUGAGAGGUGGAUAUAUUACACCUUCUUUUGUUAAUUCAAAGAUGAAUGUCAAAGAGCAGAUGAAAGAAGAUUUGCUGUUACAUAUUGCGCUUGACGAGAACUUGACUGCCAAAGGAUAUAUCUACUUCGAUGAUGGUGAAUCAUUCGAUUACUUACAUGGUGGAUUUGUUUUGGCAGAAGUCAACUUCACUGAUGGAAAAUUAAGUGUAAGACCAUCGAGAUCUACAAAUUACACAAAGACAAUCAAGAGUUUGAAGAUCUAUGGAUUACCAGAAUCAGAAAAACUUCAUACAGGUGGUGACAUAAAGAGAGAAGGAAAUGUUGUCACUGUUUCUAACCUCAACAUCGAAAUCAACAAGGAAUCUACUACUUCUUCAUCGAAGAAGAAAGUUGGACUCAUUGUCGGUAUUGUUAUUGCAGUAAUUGUUGUUGUUGCUGCUGUAUGCUUCGCAGUAUAUUGGUUCGUGUUCAGAGAUAAGUCUCAAGAACACGAAAAGUUCGAAGAAUCUCCAAUGAAUGUCUAA
This is a messenger RNA of Trichomonas vaginalis G3, 1305 nucleotides long. Its product is annotated as glycosyl hydrolase. Gene Ontology annotation, molecular function: hydrolase activity, hydrolyzing O-glycosyl compounds. The transcript has a single exon. The coding region runs from base 1 to 1305 and encodes 434 amino acids. The record is from RefSeq and is a predicted model, not a curated record. Gene Ontology annotation, biological process: carbohydrate metabolic process. Lineage: Eukaryota; Parabasalia; Trichomonadida; Trichomonadidae.